Molecule: messenger RNA, 2265 nt
Organism: Amaranthus tricolor (Joseph's coat)
Lineage: Eukaryota; Viridiplantae; Streptophyta; Magnoliopsida; Caryophyllales; Amaranthaceae
Product: glucose-6-phosphate isomerase 1, chloroplastic
Exons: 14
Coding region: 203-2053 (616 amino acids)
Biological process (GO): glycolytic process; gluconeogenesis; glucose 6-phosphate metabolic process
Cellular component (GO): cytosol
Molecular function (GO): carbohydrate derivative binding; glucose-6-phosphate isomerase activity; monosaccharide binding
Source: RefSeq, a predicted model, not a curated record
UUAAAAAUAUUAAUUUUCUUUUUACUACUAUUUUAGAGGGAAAAUGUAGGCUCAAUUAAGACAUUUUCACUACUUUCCAUAGUUCAAACUUUCACAUACCAAAAAAUAUCAACCAACCAGCCACCAAUGGUCUGAAUCCUCCCUUGUUUACAUCACUCUUUUAACAUUUGAGAAAAAAACUUUUGAGUCAACAACAUCAACAAUGGCAUCUUCAAUUUCAAAUCUUUAUUCAUCAACAUUUCUAAAACCCAAAAUUUCCCCCCUUUUAAACAUCACAAGAAACCCAAUUUCCAACCCCAAAUCUGUCAACUUUUGGCCAAUCUGUUCAGUUGCGAAGGACAUCCCAGCAGAUCUUUCAAUUUCAUCAUCAUAUUCCAAUAACAAUCUUCCAUCUUUACAGAAAAAGAAGAAAGGGGAUGGGUUUUUGGAGAAAGACCCACAAGCCUUGUGGGCUAGAUAUGUGGAUUGGUUGUAUCAACACAAAGAGUUGGGUCUUUAUUUGGAUGUUAGUAGGAUGGGGUUUACCGAGGAAUUUGUUGAGGAAAUGGAGCCUAAGUUUCAGAAAGCUUUUAAAGCUAUGGAAGAGCUUGAAAAUGGUGCCAUUGCUAACCCUGAUGAAGGAAGAAUGGUGGGUCAUUAUUGGUUAAGGAAUUCUAAUCUGUCUCCUACCUCAUUUUUGAAGACCCAGAUUGAUGUUACUCUUGAUCGUGUUUGGGAAUUUGCUCAUGAUGUUGUUUCCGGCAAGAUUAGGGCCCCGACUGGCGAAAAAUUUACCCAAAUACUUUCUGUUGGAAUUGGUGGUUCUGCGCUUGGGCCUCAGUUUGUUGCAGAAGCACUGGCUCCUGACAAUCCUCCUCUAAAGAUUAGAUUUAUUGACAAUACAGACCCAGCCGGAAUUGAUCAUCAAAUUGCGCAGCUCGGUCCUGAGUUAGCUACAACACUUGUGGUUGUUAUUUCAAAGAGUGGUGGUACGCCAGAAACAAGAAAUGGUUUGUUGGAAGUACAAAAGGCCUUCCGUGAAGCUGGAUUGACUUUCGCAAAACAGGGAGUUGCUAUUACACAAGAAAACUCUUUGUUGGAUAACACUGCACGAAUUGAAGGCUGGAUAGCAAGAUUUCCAAUGUUUGAUUGGGUGGGAGGUAGAACAUCUGUAAUGUCUGCCGUUGGUUUACUCCCGGCAGCGCUUCAAGGAAUUGACAUAAAAGAAAUGCUUGCCGGUGCAGCUUUAAUGGAUGAGGAAACUAGAACUCCUGUGUUGAGAAAUAAUCCUGCAGCAUUGCUGGCUAUGUGCUGGUAUUGGGCUACAGAUGGUGUAGGCUCCAAGGAUAUGGUUGUACUUCCAUACAAGGACAGUCUAUUACUUUUUAGCCGGUAUUUGCAACAGCUUGUCAUGGAAUCACUUGGAAAGGAGUUUGACCUUGACGGUAACCGGGUGAACCAGGGGAUUACUGUCUAUGGAAAUAAAGGAAGCACAGAUCAGCACGCCUAUAUUCAACAACUAAGGGAGGGUGUUCACAACUUCUUUGUCACGUUUAUUGAAGUACUGCGUGAUAGACCUCCUGGUCAUGACUGGGACCUUGAACCAGGUGUAACAUGUGGUGACUAUCUCUUUGGAAUGUUACAGGGGACAAGAUCAGCUCUUUAUGCAAAUAAUCGUGAAUCUAUUUCGGUCACUGUCCAAGAAGUGACACCUAGGGCAGUUGGUGCAAUGAUAGCACUAUACGAACGAGCUGUUGGGUUAUAUGCCUCACUUGUCAACAUUAAUGCAUAUCACCAACCAGGUGUGGAGGCGGGUAAAAAAGCGGCAGCAGAGGUAUUAGCUCUUCAGAAAAGGGUACUUGCUGUGCUCAACGAGGCCAGUUGCAAGGAGCCCAUUGAACCAUUGACAAUCGAAGAAAUUGCGGACCGUUGCCAUUGCCUUGACGAUAUCGAAAUGAUAUACAAGUUAGUAGUGCACAUGGCAGCCAACGACAGAGUGCUGCUUGCGGAAGGAAACUGUGGUUCUCCUCGGAGCAUCAAGGCCUUCCUUGGCGAAUGUAACGUUGAUGAGUAAUUAAAUUGAGAAAUAAAGAAGGAAGGAAAUCGGAGUGUUGCGCUGUGAUGGUCGGAAGUUGCCCGGAGGAAUGGAAUGUAAUCUGUUGUUGGUAAUUUAUAUGUAAUGUCUCUAAGACUUGCAAAACUUGAAUCAGCGAUGGUAUGUCAUAAAGUGCACAUUGCAUCCAAAAAAUUUGAGAAAAGGAAUGAAAUUAUAUCUUGUUUUGUUUA